AGCUUCAAACGACACAGAAUAGCAAUUAGCAAAGGAUGAGGACACAGCAACUUUGGAAGCAGUCGAUGUGGGACAAAACAUGGUGGUGGAAGCGGCAUUUGUUCUCCACCACAGCCAAAAGCAAUGAAAAUGGUGUCCAUUUGCUUCCUCAAAUGCCAAACUUCACUCACACUCCAUACCCAUACACAGGACCUUCAGCCUCUGAUCUCUUGAAGAGGAGAAAACAAUAUCUCCCAUCAUCUGCUGGCCCCUUAUACACCCACCCAUUAAAUCUGGUGGAGGGUAAAAUGCAAUAUGUUUUUGAUGAAAAUGGUCGAAGAUACCUUGAUGCUUUUGGUGGCAUUGCCACAGUUUCAUGUGGGCAUUGCCACCCUGAUGUGGUUGAAGCAACCGUUAAGCAAAUUAGGCUCCUGCAGCAUACCACUGUCCUCUAUUUGAACCAUGCUGUUGUUGAUUUUGCUGAGGCUCCUGCUAAGAAGUUUCCCGGGGAACUCAAGGUUUUCUUUUCUUUCUCUUUCUUUCCUGUUUUCUCCACAAAUUCUGGCACUGAAGCCAAUGAACUGGCUAUGAUGAUUGCCCGGCUGUACACUGGCUACCAUGAUAUAAUUUCCAUAAGAAAUGGCUACCAUGGCAAUGCAACCUCAACAAUGAGUGCCACUGCUCAAUUUUUUCACAAGUUUAAUGUUGUACAGACUGGAGUUCACCAUGUCCUUAAUCCCGACCCCUAUAGAGGUGUCUUCGGUUCAGAUGGAGUGAAAUAUGCAAAUGAUGUCCAAGAUGUAAUUGAUUAUGGAACUUGUGGUCAUGUAGCUGGGUUCAUUGCUGAGCCUAUUCAGGGAGUGGGUGGAGUUAUAGAAUUGGCUCCAGGUUACUUGCCUGCAGUUUAUAACAUCAUUAAAAAAGCUGGAGGUCUCUUUAUAGCUGAUGAGGUUCAGGCAGGGUUUGGUCGAACUGGCACUCACUUCUGGGGCUUUGAGGCUCAUGGAAUUACCCCUGAUAUUGUAACAUUGGCAAAGGGAAUUGGUAAUGGUGCACCAAUUGGUGCAGUGGUUACAACUCCUGAGAUUGCAAAGGUCUUGACUUACCGUUACUAUUUUAGCACAUUUGGAGGAAACCUUGUUAGUACUGCUGCUGGAUUAGCUGUGUUGAACGUAAUUGAGAAGGAAAAACUUCAGCAAAAUGCAUUUGUUGUUGGAUCAUAUUUAAAAGGGCGUCUUAGUUUGCUAAAGGAAAAGCAUGAGUUAAUUGGUGAUGUGAGGGGAAGAGGACUAUUGCUUGGAGUUGAACUUGUGAAAGAUCGUCAUUUGAAAACUCCUGCAAAAGAUGAAAUGCUGCAGAUUUUUGAACACAUGAAAGAUAUGGGAGUGUUGAUUGGGAAAGGUGGCUUUCAUGGAAAUGUUUUAAGGAUCACACCUCCACUUUGCUUUACUAAGGAAGAUGCAGAUUUUCUUGUGGACGUAAUGGACUACACAAUGUCAAAGAUGUGAAGCCUAUUCAGUAAUCUUGGAUGAAUAAUAUCUUCUAACUCUGAUUCCAUCCAUGCUUAUAGAUUUUAUGUUGAACUUGGAA
Abrus precatorius (Indian licorice) is the source of this 1569-nucleotide messenger RNA. RefSeq names its product alanine--glyoxylate aminotransferase 2 homolog 2, mitochondrial-like. Gene Ontology annotation, cellular component: mitochondrion. Bases 36 to 1487 code for a protein of 483 amino acids. Lineage: Eukaryota; Viridiplantae; Streptophyta; Magnoliopsida; Fabales; Fabaceae. Gene Ontology annotation, molecular function: pyridoxal phosphate binding; transaminase activity. The transcript has 9 exons. The record is from RefSeq and is a predicted model, not a curated record.